GUUCUGAAUACUGAAAACAUGCCUGCUCCUGCUCUCUGUUUUUGAGCUUGUUUUUGCCAGUUUUGAUCAGUUUUUAAGAGCAAAUUUGUUUGCUUGUUUGGAAGAUCUUGUUUUUAUUCUAGUUUUUAGACUUUUAGAUUGGAAAGAAGUGAGCAGUAGUUUUUGUUAGUGUGUGUGAAACUCUGAAACUUAAAGUAAAAAUGAAAGAAGAAAUUGCAGCCACAGUUUUCUUUGUUGUGAGACUGGCGAAGAAACAUGGAAGACUUGAUCGCUCACGCAGAGACAAGUUUGCGGUAGCUUUUACGUCUGUUCUGUUCGAGAACUACAAAGGCCACUGGUACCCUGAGAACCCGUGCAAAGGACAGGGUUUUAGGUGUUUGAGGACCAACAGAUCCCAGGUUAGAGACCCAAUAAUUGAUGGUGCUUGCAAACGGAGUGGUAUCAACUAUGAAGACCUGGGUUUACCAAAGGAGAUCACCAUUUGGGUAGAUCCAGGAGAGGUGUCCUGCCGGUAUGGUGAGAAGAACACGCCGUUCUGUGUGACUCUUCUUGAAGGGGAGAAGGGAGACAGUGAGUUCUCACGCAGGAUUAACAACGCUGUGGAACGGGCUACCUCAGACUAUCACUCUGGAACCUCCUCUGAUGAGGAGAGCUGCAACAGCAGCAUGAUCAGCAGUAGCAGCAGCAGCACCACACUCUCAGCUCCAGAGCCGAAGUGCAUCCCAACCGUGUCCAACCCAAACAGUGUCUACCAGUUCAGUGAGUUUGCGCCUCCUGCACCCAUCCAGUCCUGGGCUCCCUAUCCCAAAAGGAAGCCCUAUAAUGGAAAUGGUUACCAGCAGCAUUCGAAUGGACCGUACCCUCCUCCACACAACGGCUUCAAAAAUUACAGGCCCUCCUAUGCUUUCUCUGGUCCGCGGGUGGACAAAUACCAUUGGGUCAGCAAGAAUCGCUCCUAGAGACGGGUCCUUCACGCCCCCUCUCCCCCGUCUCUGUCCCUACUUGUUUCUGUGCAGGCAUGUGACCAUGGCUUAAUUUAAGUGUUUAAGAAACUUUAUUUAUGAGAAUCUAUUGAGGUAUUGCCUUACAGGCAUUUUAAUACUUGCUGUUUUAAUAAAUUAUGCAAUAAAUCAAAUGUAAUUAAGUCUAAAUAAAAAAAA
This is a messenger RNA of Astyanax mexicanus (Mexican tetra), 1160 nucleotides long. It is a transcript of the gene btg4, whose product is annotated as B-cell translocation gene 4. Gene Ontology annotation, cellular component: nucleus; cytoplasm. The coding region runs from base 201 to 959 and encodes 252 amino acids. The transcript has 4 exons. Gene Ontology annotation, biological process: negative regulation of cell population proliferation; negative regulation of mitotic cell cycle. NCBI's taxonomy places the organism in Eukaryota, Metazoa, Chordata, Actinopteri, Characiformes, Acestrorhamphidae. The record is from RefSeq and is a predicted model, not a curated record.